Plasmodium knowlesi strain H is the source of this 1713-nucleotide messenger RNA. RefSeq names its product Fe-S cluster assembly protein, putative. Gene Ontology annotation, molecular function: ATP binding; ATP-dependent FeS chaperone activity; 4 iron, 4 sulfur cluster binding. Gene Ontology annotation, biological process: iron-sulfur cluster assembly. The transcript has a single exon. The record is from RefSeq and is a predicted model, not a curated record. Bases 1 to 1713 code for a protein of 570 amino acids. NCBI's taxonomy places the organism in Eukaryota, Apicomplexa, Aconoidasida, Haemosporida, Plasmodiidae.
AUGGAUAGCGACUUCAUCGACGAGGAAUUCGUUCACGGCAAAGAGAUAGAAAAAAUAAAAAAAAAAAAAGAAGCAAUUGUAGAUUGCCUUAAAAGUGUUCAGGACCCAGACUUAAAAAAAAAUAUUGUUGAAUUAAAUUUUGUAAGAAACUUAAAAAUUAAAGAAAAUGACAAUGGGAAAUAUGUGGUUGAUUUUGAUUUGAACCUUACGACCCCUGCUUGUCCUGUGAAAGACGAACUGUUGGCGGAAUGUCAAGAUAAAUUGCGCUCCUACGAAUGGAUUGAAGAAACAAACAUCAACACGACCUUUCUGAAUUUUAAUGAACAUGAUGAAGAAGAAAAAUGGAAAAAAAAAAAAAACAGAAAAAUUGAAAAUGUCAUUGUUGUGUAUAGUUGUAAAGGUGGAGUUGGCAAAUCCUUCUUUUCGGUUAAUCUUUCCUUCUACUUAAAAAAGAAGGGGGCAACUGUGGGAUUGCUAGAUGCGGAUAUAAAUGGGCCUAGCCUACCGACGCUACUUCCCAUUGGACAUUCCUAUGCCAAGUUUAAGAGCGCCCCGCGGAGGAGCAGUAAGAUAUUUUACGAAGGGGAAACGGGAAAAAGGGAAAGUUGUGUGGAAGAACUGACAGAAGAAGGUGUAAAUCACUCGGGGGGCGAAGAUGGGGAGGAUGAGGUUGAUGACCCGAAGAGGGACAAGGAAGAUCGAGGCGAUGUGCACCAGUACGAUCGCCUUUUGGAAGAUCCCCUUAUAGAGCCACUCCUCUAUCGAGGUGUGAAGCUCAUGUCGUACGCAUACAUAAAAAAUCAGAAGAACUUAGGGUUCGCAUCCUUCAGAGGACCAAUCCUAAACGAGUUGAUAAAGGAAUUCAUAAACCAAGUGGACUGGGGUGUCUUGGACUAUCUAAUAAUUGAUCUGCCUCCAGGAACACACGAUAUACAUCUAAAUCUAUUCGAAUCGGAAGAUAUAGAUGGAGUCAUCAUGAUAACAACUCCAAACGACCUCUCCAUCAAUGAUGUAAAGAAAGGAAUAAGUAUGUGUAACUAUUUUAACAUUCCAAUUGUAGGUCUUGUAGUAAAUAUGAACUCCUUUAUCUGUGACGGAUGUGAAAAGAAUCACCAGCUUUUUAACAACUGCGAUUUGAACCAAUUGAAGGAGGAAUUUAAUAACGUAUAUGAAAUACCCUUUCAUCCUUUGCUCUCCAAAAAUGUAUAUCAUGAUGAUCAAACAGGAGAGAGACACUUCCCCUUUAUCAUUUCUUUUGAGGAUGACCACCACCUUGUUCAUCUGUUGGAGAAGGUCUUCCAAAGUUUAACGCGAGAAAUAGCAAUGAUAAAAUUUCAGCAUAAACUAAAUUUGCCGUCCAUUCAGAUUUUUAAAAAAAAUUAUCUCCAAUUAUCCUUCGAUUCGAUUGAUAAUAAAUUUGUUUUUUCUGAUGAUGUGUUGGUUUGCCACGUGAAGGAUGUUCGUCGUAAAUGUCCUUGUGAUAUUUGCAAAAUGUUGGGAAAAAAGAAGAAAAAAAAAAAUAAAAUACAGGAUGGUAAUUUAUAUGUGAAGGAAAUUGUUAAGCUAGGAAUUUACAACGUUAAGAUUGUCUGGUCUGAUAUGCACAUCUCCGUUUAUUCAUACUCCCACUUGAAGCACAUUUUUUUAACUUCGCGCUUGUCUGGGGGAAAUGCUUUGUGCAGGACAGGCGGUAGCGCCUCCUUCGAGUGGUAA